Molecule: messenger RNA, 2897 nt
Organism: Adelges cooleyi (spruce gall adelgid)
Lineage: Eukaryota; Metazoa; Arthropoda; Insecta; Hemiptera; Adelgidae
Exons: 2
Coding region: 99-2759 (886 amino acids)
Source: RefSeq, a predicted model, not a curated record
AAAGCCAACGGCGUUCUCUUCGAAAUCAUCAGUUCACCGCAACAUUUGUUGGAACAUACAUCUAGUAUAGUAUCCAGCAAGCGUUGUUCGUCAACAACAUGUCAGCAAACGUUUGUUUCAUCGCUGCGGUCCUAGUGGCUACCGCGUUUACUUUGGCGUCAACAUGCCCCACAAUACCGAAACCUUGCCCAACAAUACCGAAACCUUGUCCAACAAAACCGAAAUCUUGCCUAUGUGUUGAUGUACCAAAGGUUUACAAACCAGACUACACAUAUACAGACUUUUGCGAUCUCUACGAGAGACUCCCCCGUAAUCAAUGCGUUAAAUUUUUCGAAAAGUUGGAAUUCGUCGACAUCUUACCAGCGUACAAUGCAUAUAGAGACUGCAUCGAUGAUGCAGCCAGAGAAGCAGCCAGAGAAGCUUACUUAGAACUUAUCAAGAAAUACUACAGUCAGUGCCCCGACAAAUUCGUCCUAGAGGAAAUAAUUGAAUUUAUCAACAGUAUCCCGGACGAAUGCGGUUCCGACGGUUUUCCUCCAGGCCAAAUCGUGUACACACCUCGUGGUGUAGAUCUUCUUGAUUUUUACGAAUCGUGCGGUUUUACCGACAUUGUCGCCGAUUACUUCAAACUUAAAAGCUAUGAAGAAUUGUUAGUGAAGUACCUAGCAUGGAAAGACAAUGUGUUCGACAAAAAUCUGAAAUUAUCUUACAGACAAUGUUUGUACGAUUCGUACAGGGGUCAGCCACAAAAGAUCCAUGAUGACGUUUUGGAAUUCCACGAUUUCGAUAAUUCUUAUAACCCUGCCAGUGGUGGUUUCCCUGUUCCGAGAGGUUUAAUUCCGGAUGGCUGCGGCGAUACUUAUGACAUUCCCACAUACCAAAUCGUGUACACUCCCAAUGGAAAAGAUCUUCACGACUUCAUUGAAUCAUUUGGUUCCAGUGAGAUUGCCUUUGAAUUCUUCAUAAGCAAAGGCUAUUUCGAAUUGGCGGCGAAAUACUUUUAUUGGAAAAUCAAUCCAAGCAAUAAAAAAUUGAAAUAUGCAUACAGAACAUUUUUGUACGCUUUAUACAAGGGCCAGGUUCCAAACUUUAAACCAGACAUUACACAGGACUGUAUCGACUUCUACAAUUUCGAUAAUUCUUUUAAGCCCGGGUGUGGUGAUGAAUUUCCUCUGCUGAGGAGUCCGACCAGCAGCAGUAUUGAUAUUUUCAGUAUCUUUGAGCAAUACACCCCUGAUAAAUACGAUAAUUUUUUCACCCGCCAUAACAUACCUGACCUCACACCAUUGUACACUACCUAUCAAAACGGCGGCGGACAACCGGAAAAAGAUGCUUUCUUAGCAGCUCUGAAAACGUACUUCACUCCAGAGAAACCCGACGAUUUCACUCAAAUAUAUGAGCUUAUAUUUGAAUCCAUCAACGGCUUCCCGAUCGAUUCCAUUGGCUGUGAUGGUGGUCCAACUGUGCCGAGGGGUUUGACAAUCCCUAAAGGUCCAGAAGAUUAUCUCGAUAUCUACUAUAAUCUCUCCCCUGACCAAUGCAUUGACUUUUUCACCAAGAGGCAAGCGAUCGACCUCAUAAAACCGUACCAGAUCUAUAAAAACAGCAACGGACCAGCGGAAAAAGAAGCUUUCUUAGAAGCUCUGAAAUUAUACUACGGUCAGAAGCCCCAGUCCCUCUUAGAUGAAGACUACAAGCUAUUAGAUGAAAUCAUCAACGGCCACCCACUCAUUCCCAAUGGUGGUCCAACUGUGCCGAGGGGUUUGACAAUCCCUAAAGGUCCAGAAGAUUAUCUCGAUAUCUACUAUAAUCUCUCCCCUGACCAAUGCAUUGACUUUUUCACCAAGAGGCAAGCGAUCGACCUCAUAAAACCGUACCAGAUCUAUAAAAACAGCAACGGACCAGCGGAAAAAGAAGCUUUCUUAGAAGCUCUGAAAUUAUACUACGGUCAGAAGCCCCAGUCCCUCUUAGAUGAAGACUACAAGCUAUUAGAUGAAAUCAUCAACGGCCACCCACUCAUUCCCAAUGGUGGUCCAACUGUGCCGAGGGGUUUGACAAUCCCUAAAGGUCCAGAAGAUUAUCUCGAUAUCUACAUUAAUCUCUCCCCUGACGAAUGCGUUGACUUUUUCACCAAGAGGCAAGCGAUCGACCUCAUAAAACCGUACCAGAUCUAUAAAAACAGCAACGGACCAGCGGAAAAAGAAGCUUUCUUAGAAGCUCUGAAAUUAUACUACGGUCAGAAGCCCCAGUCCCUCUUAGAUGAAGACUACAAGCUAUUAGGUGAAAUCAUCAACCGCCACCAGCCCAGUUCCAUUGGCUGUGAUGGAAGUCCAACUGUGCCGAAGUUUUCACCUCCAAAUUGUCUAGAAGAUUAUCUCGAUAUCUACAGUAAUAUCCCUAUCGACCAAUGCCUGGAUUUUUUCCAUCAGAGGGAAGAUUUUCAACCCCUUAUAAUACCAUACACUAACUUUAGAAACGGCGGCGGACCAGCGGAAAAAGAAGCUUUCUUAGAAGCUCUGAAAUUAUACUACGGUCAGUAUACACAAUAUGUCGGUGAAGACUACAAGCUAUUAGGUGAAAUCAUCAACGGCACACCGUCUGGUGAUUCCUUUUCGUUCACUUAUACCGAAACGAAAACUACUACUACUUCGGGCCCCUCUGACAUAGUUGUCCCGAAUCCCGGACCUUGUGGUCCAGUCCAUCCGAAAUCAUGUGGUUGCGGACCACCACCUGGCAUUGUAAUUAAACCCAAAUGUUGAUGACACUCGUCCAUUCAUGUAAACCUUAUAUUCUAACUCAACUAACUUAGCUGAAAACUCGGUAUGUACGUAAAAAUGUUCUAUUAUUAUGUAUGUCCGAGUUCAAGAAAUAAUAAAAAUAUUAAUUCAAUGAUUUAA